AACUGUGCUUUUUCAUAUUAAAACAACAAAACGUUUAUUUUCGUAAAUAAUGGCGGCCUAUUUGAAUCGUACAUUUUCAAUGGUCACUGGUAAUGGCGGCGACGCCGGCAACUCUUCCAAUAAUACGCCCCAAACAAACACAAACCACAACAAAUCCAUGAAUUACGAUCCGACGGCAAUGAUGUCCGAUAAUCGAACAAUGCAUAUCAAUGCCGAUAAAUCCCCAUUGCAGGUAUUCGUCAGAGCCAAAAAGAAGAUCAAUGAUAUCUAUGUGGAAAUUGAGGAAUAUGUUGCCGAAACAACGACAUUUAUCAAUGCUUUACAUGCCGAUGCAGAAAUUGUGGACAAAGCAGAACGUGAACUUUUUGAAAGUUAUGUCCUCAAAGUCGCCGGUAUACGUGAAGUUUUGGCUCGUGAUCAUAUGAAAGUGGCCUUUUUCGGUCGUACAUCGAAUGGUAAAAGUUCGGUGAUCAAUGCUAUGUUGAGGGAGAAGAUCCUGCCCAGCGGCAUUGGUCAUACAACAAAUUGUUUCUGUCAGGUGGAGGGCAGUGACAGUUCUGAGGCGUAUUUAAUGAAAGAGGGUUCAGAGGAAAAACUCAAUGUUGUGAACAUCAAACAAUUGGCCAAUGCAUUGUGCCAAGAAAAACUAAGCGAAAGUUCCUUGGUGCGCAUUUUCUGGCCACGUGAACGUUGUAAUUUGUUGCGUGACGAUGUGGUCUUUGUCGAUUCUCCAGGUGUUGAUGUAUCAGCAAAUCUCGAUGAUUGGAUUGAUAAUCAUUGUUUGAACGCUGAUGUGUUUGUUUUGGUAUUGAAUGCCGAAUCCACUAUGACACGUGCCGAAAAACAAUUCUUUCACACAGUCUCACAGAAAUUAUCGAAGCCCAAUAUAUUUAUAUUGAACAAUCGUUGGGAUGCAUCGGCCAAUGAACCAGAAAGUCAGGAAUCGGAGCUCGACAAGGUGAGAUCUCAACACACAGAAAGAUGUAUUGAUUUCCUAACAAAAGAAUUGAAAGUUACCAAUGAAAAGGAGGCAGCUGAACGUGUUUUCUUUGUAUCAGCUCGUGAAGCAUUGCAGGCACGCAUCGAAGAAGCCAAAGGCAACUCACCCAGCCAAGGCGCUAUUGCCGAAGGUUUUCACACACGCUAUUUUGAAUUUCAAGAUUUCGAACGUAAAUUCGAAGAAUGCAUUUCAAAGAGUGCCGUUCAAACGAAAUUCGAAAAGCACAGUUCUCGCGGCAAAACAUUAUCAGGUGAUAUGCGUUCGAUGCUGGAUAAUAUCUAUGAACGUAUUACAAUAUUCCGUAAUUUGAAAUUGGAUCAAAAGACGCUGUUGAGCGAACGUAUACAAGGCACCGAAACGGAAAUGAUGAAUGUUACCCGAGAAAUGAAAUUGAAGAUUCACAAUAUGGUCGAAGAGGUCGAACAAAAAGUCUCGAAAGCUCUGAACGAAGAAAUAUGGCGUUUGGGUGUAUUAAUCGAUGAAUUCAAUAUGCCUUUCCAUCCCGAACCAUUGGUAUUAAAUAUUUACAAAAAGGAGUUGAACAGUCAUGUUGAAGCUGGUUUGGGUUCGAAUUUGAGAGCUCGUCUAUCUAUGGCGUUGGCAACAAAUGUUGAAGCGGCACAAAGAGAAAUGACAGAACGCAUGCAUGCCUUGGUGCCCAAUGAGAAUCUAUUGCCACAGGCCCAGAAAAUUGUUGCACGUUCACAGCCAUUCGAAAUGCUUUACUCAUUAAAUUGUCAGAAUUUAUGUGCCGAUUUCCAAGAAGAUUUGGAAUUUAAAUUCUCAUGGGGUAUUACAGCGAUGAUACAACGUUUCACCGGUAAAGUGCGAGAGCGUAACAGUAAAAAACAACCAGCCAUACUGAAUCGUCAAGGCAGCAUGGUGAAUCCCAUGUCACCCAUAACACCAGUCAAUGAUACACCAUUGUGUCUUAUACCCACACCGGUUGGUGGCAUCAGCCAAGAACAAUUGUCGCUGAUAUCACGUUUUGCAUUAACCUCAAUUGGAUCACAAGGCACAGUGGGUGGCCUUAUUGUGGCGGGCAUUAUGUUGAAAACAAUUGGAUGGCGCGUGUUAGUGGGUGUUGGUGCUCUUUAUGGCUGUAUUUAUUUGUAUGAACGCUUGUCCUGGACAAAUUCAGCCAAGGAACGUGCCUUCAAAUCCCAAUAUGUGCGUCAUGCCACCAAAAAGUUGAAAAUGAUUGUUGAUCUGACAUCAGCAAACUGCAGUCAUCAAGUGCAACAAGAAUUGUCCAGCACAUUUGCCCGUUUGUGCCGCACCGUUGAUACUGCCACCACCGACAUGAAUGAAGAACUAAAAACAUUGGAAGCCCAACUCAGCGUCUUGGAAGCUAAUCAAAAACAAUUGAAACUUUUGCGCAACAAAGCAAAUUACAUUCAAAAUGAACUGGAAAUAUUCGAAACAAAUUAUAUUGCACCCAACUAGCAGCCAU
Musca vetustissima is the source of this 2453-nucleotide messenger RNA. It is a transcript of the gene Marf, whose product is annotated as transmembrane GTPase Marf. The record is from RefSeq and is a predicted model, not a curated record. Gene Ontology annotation, cellular component: mitochondrial outer membrane. The coding region runs from base 50 to 2446 and encodes 798 amino acids. The transcript has 10 exons. Gene Ontology annotation, molecular function: GTPase activity; GTP binding. Gene Ontology annotation, biological process: mitochondrial fusion; mitochondrion localization. NCBI's taxonomy places the organism in Eukaryota, Metazoa, Arthropoda, Insecta, Diptera, Muscidae.